Populus euphratica (Euphrates poplar) is the source of this 2073-nucleotide messenger RNA. Its product is annotated as Major facilitator superfamily protein. The coding region runs from base 159 to 1922 and encodes 587 amino acids. The transcript has 4 exons. NCBI's taxonomy places the organism in Eukaryota, Viridiplantae, Streptophyta, Magnoliopsida, Malpighiales, Salicaceae. Gene Ontology annotation, cellular component: membrane. Gene Ontology annotation, molecular function: dipeptide transmembrane transporter activity; tripeptide transmembrane transporter activity. Gene Ontology annotation, biological process: dipeptide transport; transmembrane transport. The record is from RefSeq and is a predicted model, not a curated record.
AAAGCAAAUCCUUUUCUAUAUAAAGAGGUCCAAAACAAGCUUCUAUCCCUACCAUCUCUUCCACAAAUCUACAACCAUAAAAGCAGCAUUGCUCUUACUUAGAAAUCUUAGGGCCCUGUAAAGAGCAUUAUCUAGUGAUCAGCCAGUUAGGGAAUAUUAUGGAGCUUAAAAAGGGAGUAGAAACGAGAGGUGUUAAUGAAGAGAAAUGGGUUCAUGAUUCCUCGGUGGAUCAUAAAGGAAGGGUUCCCCUCCGAGCCUCUACUGGUGCGUGGAAAGCAUCACUCUUCAUCAUCGCAAUUGAAUUCAGUGAGAGAUUGAGUUACUUCGGAAUAGCGACGAGCCUAAUCAUUUAUCUUUCCAAGGUGAUGCAUCAAGACCUUAAGACAGCAGCUAGGAGUGUAAACUACUGGGGUGGCGUGACUACAUUGAUGCCAUUAUUUGGAGGCUUUCUUGCUGAUGCUUACUUGGGCCGAUUUACCACUGUUUUUGUUUCAUCCGUUGUCUAUCUUCUGGGCUUGAUUCUCUUAACAAUGUCCGCGUUUGUACCAAGUCUAAAGGCUUGUGAGGCAGCUGUGUGUCCCAAGCCUAGGAAGGUUCAUGAAGUAAUCUUCUUUCUUGCUAUUUACUUGAUCUCCGUAGGAACUGGAGGGCACAAACCCUCCUUGGAGAGUUUUGGAGCUGACCAAUUUGACGAGAAUCACGAUGAAGAAAGAAAGAAAAAGAUGUCCUACUUCAACUGGUGGAACUUCGGCCUCUGUAGUGGACUUCUGUUUGGUGUGACUGUGGUUGUUUAUGUACAAGAUCAUGUUGGUUGGGGUGCUGGAGAUAUCAUUCUCACAGCAGUUAUGGCUUUAUCACUAGUUAUCUUCAUUAUAGGAAGGCCAUUUUACCGCUAUCAGGUGCCAACAGGGAGCCCCUUGACCCCAAUGUUGCAGGUUCUGGUAGCUGCCAUUAGAAACAGAAACCUGCCAUAUCCUUCCAAUCCUGCAGAAUUGUAUGAAGUUCCCAAGUCAAGAACGGACAAAGGGAGGCUUCUCUGCCAUACCGAAAGUCUCAAGUUUCUUGACAAGGCGACUAUUGUGAGGGAUAGGGAAAUUGGUGCCGAAAAGCAAAAUCCUUGGAGACUAGCAACCGUGACCAAGGUUGAAGAGAUGAAGCUUAUUCUCAAUUUGAUCCCAAUAUGGCUAGCCAUGCUACCAUUUGGAAUUUCUGUUGCCCAAACCGCCACAUUCUUCAUCAAGCAAGGCACUACGUUGGACCGCAAUAUUGGUAACGGCUUUCAGAUCCCUCCAGCCUCAGUUUACGCACUUGCCGCUAUUGGAAUGAUAGUCUCCGUGACGAUUUACGAGAAGAUUUUAGUCCCAGUAUUACGAAGGGCUACAGGAAAUGAGCGAGGCAUCAAAAUCCUCCAGAGAAUUGGCUUUGGAAUGCUUUUCUCAAUCUCAACAAUGGUAGUUUCAGCCUUGGUUGAGAGGAAGAGACUAGGUGUUGUAGCGAAGGAUCCAGUGAAGGGUUCACUUUCAAUGAGUGUCUUCUGGUUGGCUCCACAAUUCAUCAUCAUUGGUGUAGGAGAUGCAUUUACUCUAGUGGGCUUGCAAGAGUAUUUCUAUGACCAAGUUCCUGAUUCUAUGAGAAGCCUAGGCAUUGCCUUUUACCUUAGCGUAAUUGGAGCUGCAAACUUCCUUAGUAGUCUCCUGAUAACAGCUGUUGAUCAUGUGACUGAGAAAACUGGCAAGAGUUGGUUUGGAAAAGACUUGAACAGUAGCCGCCUAGACAACUUUUACUGGCUUUUAGCCGGCAUGACUGCAGCCAACUCAAUUCUCUAUGUGUUCUUGGCUCGGCGAUAUCCAUACAAAAAUGUGCAGAGGAGCGUGGCUGUAGCUGACUGCUAUAAGGAUGGUCUGGAAGGUUCAAUGGCCUGAAAUACAUUUGCCACUAGCUAGUAUAUGAAAUAAACUUCGAUGUUUUAAGGUAUACCAUGUGAAUGUAAUAGUAUAUGAUCAAGAGAGUAUAUUUCAUGUUCUUGCUUAUUAUUAGCUGUGGGAAAUUUGCAGAUGUUCUUCUGGUGUUUUU